GAGAUGGGCUUCAAGGGCUCCUCCCCAGGGGCCGUCACCGAAUGGGGGAGCCCCGAUGGGUCCCUGCUGGAGUCCUGCCGGCCAGCCUCUUCCUGUAAGAAGUGCAUCCUCUCGCACCCAAGCUGCGCCUGGUAACUUCACGGCGUCGGGCGAGGCGGAGGAGCGGCGCUGCGCCACGCGUCGGGAGCUGCUGCAGCGCGGCUGCCCGGCCGGGGAGCUGGAGGCGCCGCGCAGCCGCCUGGAGCUGCUGCAGGACCGGCCGCUGAGCCCGGGCCGGCGCGGAGAGGGAGCCACGCAGCUGGCGCCGCAGCGCGUCCGCCUGGCGCUGCGACCGCGGGAGCCCCAGGAGCUGCGGGUGCGCUUCCUCCGGGCCGAGGGCUACCCGGUGGACCUGUACUACCUGAUGGACCUGAGCUACUCCAUGAAGGACGACCUGGAGCGCGUGCGCCAGCUGGGCCACGACCUGCUGGCCGGGCUGCAGAACCUCACCCGCUCCGUGCGCAUCGGCUUUGGCUCCUUUGUGGACAAGACGGUGCUUCCCUUCGUGAGCACGGUGCCCUCCCAGCUCCGCCACCCGUGCCCCAUGCGCCAGGAGCGCUGCCAGCCACCCUUCAGCUUCCGCCACGUGCUGUCCCUGACGGGGGAUGCCAAGGCCUUCGAGCAGGAGGUGGGGCGCCAGAGCGUGUCUGGGAACCUGGACUCGCCCGAGGGUGGCUUCGACGCCAUUCUGCAGGCCGCGCUCUGCCAGAAGCAGAUCGGCUGGAGAAAUGUGUCCCGGCUGCUGGUUUUCACCUCGGAUGACACGUUCCACACAGCGGGGGACGGGAAGCUGGGGGGCAUCUUCAUGCCCAGCGACAGCCACUGCCACUUGGACAGCAACGGCCUCUACAGCCGCAGCCCAGAGUUUGACUACCCCUCCGUGGGGCAGGUCGCCCAGGCCCUCUCGGCAGCCAACAUCCAGCCCAUCUUUGCUGUCACCAGUGGCACGCUGCCCGUCUACCAGGAGCUGAGUAAGCUGAUCCCGAAGUCCGCGGUGGGGGAGCUGAGCGAGGACUCCAGCAACGUGGUGCAGCUCAUCCUCAGCGCGUACAAGAACCUGUCAUCCACCGUGACGCUGGAGCACUCCCCGCUGCCUGAGGGGAUCAGCAUCUCUUACAAAUCGCAGUGCGGGGACCCAGAGCAGACGGCAGGAGAGGCUGGGGUCCGGGGCCAGUGCACUGACGUGGGCAUCAACCAGAAGGUGACUUUCCGGGUCACGCUCCAGGCUGCCCACUGCCUCCCUAAGCCCCAGGUGGUGAGGUUCCGAGCCCUGGGGUUCUCGGAGGAGCUGGUCGUGGAGCUGAGCACGGUGUGUGACUGCAACUGCAGUGAGAGCGAGCAGCUCCGGGCCCCCCACUGCAGCGGAGGCCACGGGACCCUGCAGUGUGGGGUGUGCAGCUGUGCUCCCGGACGCCUGGGUCGGCUCUGUGAGUGCUCGGAAGCAGAGCUGUCGUCCUCGGACCUGGAGUCCGGGUGCCGGGGCGCCAACGGGACGGGCCCGCUGUGCAGCGGGAAGGGCAGGUGCCAGUGUGGGCGCUGCAGCUGCCUCGGGCAGAGCUCCGGGCGCCUGUGCGAGUGUGACGACGCCAGCUGUGAGCGCCACGAGGGCGUCCUCUGUGGAGGUUUCGGCCGCUGCCAGUGUGGCGUGUGUCACUGCCAUGCCAACCGCACGGGCCGGGCGUGUGAGUGCAGUGGGGACACGGACCACUGUGUGAGCCCCGCGGGCGGGCUCUGCAGUGGGCACGGCCACUGCGAGUGUAACCGCUGCCAGUGCCUGGACGGCUACUACGGGGCCCUGUGCGACCAGUGUCCGGGCUGCAAGACGUCGUGCGAGAGCCACAGGGACUGCGCCGAGUGCGGGGCUCUGGGCACGGGCCCCCUGGCCGCCAACUGCAGCGUGGCUUGUGCCCACGUCAACGUGACUCUGGCCGUGGACCCGGUUGUGGACGACAACUGGUGCCAAGUGGGGACCGUGGACAACCAGGCCUUCUUUUUCCUGGUGGAGGAGCAUGCCGGAGGCAGGACGGUACUUCGAGUGAGGCCACCCGAAAAGGCUGCAGACCACACCCGGGCCAUCAUGCUGGGCUGUGUCGGGGGCAUCGUGGCCGUGGGGCUGGGGCUGGUUCUGGCCUACCGGCUGUCGGUGGAGAUCUACGACCGCCAGGAAUACAGGCGCUUCGAGAAGGAGCAGCAGCGGCUCAACUGGAAGAAGGACAACAACAACCCUCUCUACAACAGCGCCAUCACCACCACCAUCAACCCCAGCUUCAAAGGGGCAGACAGUCCCGGCUGCUGA
Messenger RNA from Sorex fumeus (smoky shrew), 2335 nucleotides. It is a transcript of the gene ITGB7, whose product is annotated as integrin subunit beta 7. Gene Ontology annotation, biological process: cell migration; cell adhesion mediated by integrin; integrin-mediated signaling pathway. NCBI's taxonomy places the organism in Eukaryota, Metazoa, Chordata, Mammalia, Eulipotyphla, Soricidae. Gene Ontology annotation, molecular function: integrin binding. The transcript is spliced from 14 exons. The coding region runs from base 56 to 2335 and encodes 759 amino acids. Gene Ontology annotation, cellular component: focal adhesion; cell surface; integrin complex. The record is from RefSeq and is a predicted model, not a curated record.